Molecule: messenger RNA, 1726 nt
Organism: Pristis pectinata (smalltooth sawfish)
Lineage: Eukaryota; Metazoa; Chordata; Chondrichthyes; Rhinopristiformes; Pristidae
Product: EF-hand calcium-binding domain-containing protein 6-like
Exons: 9
Coding region: 408-1568 (386 amino acids)
Cellular component (GO): nucleoplasm
Molecular function (GO): calcium ion binding
Source: RefSeq, a predicted model, not a curated record
AUGAGACCUUUUCUAAACUAGACAAAUGUAAUGAUGGCUGCAUAACGAUAAGUGAUUUCCAGGGUGUACUGAAGGACCAUAACUAUCAACUGGGACAAGAACAGAUCAAACAGCUCUUGGUCAGGUUGGAAAUCCCACUGUAUAACAACAAAUUUUCAUAUUCUCAUUUCUUACGGGCUACUGAGGGUAUUGAAAACGAGACUUUAAAGUGUGGGUCGAAACUUACAUUUAUUCCAUGUGAAAACUUUGAAACCUCAUCUCCAGAGAAAGUGAUCACUAGACUAAAGGGAGUUGUCCUCAAAUCCUAUGGGGCAUUGUUCAAGGCUUUUAAAUCAUUUGAUAAAUAUGGAAAUGGAAAGAUCAACUCUUUGGCAUUCCGCCAGGUGCUCAGUAAUGUAUGUUUCAGGAUGACGGACAGGGAGUUCAAUUACCUCCUCAGCAAAUUGAAAUUAGACUCUGACUACAUGGUGGACUGGCUUGACUUCCUGCAAACCUCCACCAUCUACAAUUAUAAGGCUGCAGAGGUAUCAGAUGGAGAAACUGCCAGACCUAAAUCAUCGCAGCAGUUAACAAUGAAUGAUAUUAUGUCCCACAUUCGGGAGGUUGUCAAUAAAUGUCUCUAUACCAUUACUCAAGAGUUUGAAGACAUUGAUUAUGCAAAUAUAAAAGUUAUUUCCAAGAAAAACUUUAAAGAAAUAUUUUUCAAGCACUUCAUGAGUCUCACAGAUGAACAGUUUGAAAACCUGUGGAAUCAUUUACCAGUCAAUGAUUAUGGGAAUAUGGAAUAUCAAAAAUUUUUGAAGCAAUUCACUGGACUGGAGUCACUUGAGAUGAAGAGUAGUCGAGCAGCAUCACCAACAAAACCGUCAACAGCUAGAAGUGCGAGCAGAUCUUCAAGUACUCAGAGUCGUAAAACAGCUUCUUCCAUCCAGGGCAAUGAAAAGCCAGUGGAGUUUUCACAACGAUCAGCCUCUGUAGCAUCAUCAAUAAACUGUGAGGCAAUUGAACAGAAGCUGAAGAAAGAUAUUAAAAAUUUCUGGAAGGAGAUACAAAAGGAAUGCAUAGAAAAGGACACUGAGAAACAGGGUGAAAUUGAUGCUGCUGAUUUUCAGGCUAUAAUGAAAAAGUUCUGCAUGCCAAUUAAACCAGGAGAGUUCCAACAGCUGGCCAAGAAGUAUGAAACUAAGAACAUGGGUCACUUUGCAUACAAUGAAUUUCUUCAGCGGCUUGUCUUAUCACUGGGGAAAUUGGACAUGAACCCACUGCAGAGAAUGAGGAUCCCACAUCCAAAGAUCCCGAUGAGCCCCGGGACAGAACAUGAGACAUUUACUCAAUUAAUGAUGCGGAUUCAGCCAUGUAUCACAAAAUGUUGGAAGCUUAUGCGUCGUACUUUUAAAACCUAUGAUGAGACAGGGAAUGGCUACCUCUCACUUUUUCUGUUUAGACAGGUCCUGCAGCAGUAUGGUAUUAACCUAUCUGAGGAGGAAUUUUACUACCUGUCUUCCUAUUAUGACAAGCAUCUACAAGGAACAAUCUCAUAUAAUGAAUUCCUGCGUGUAUUCCUUUGAUUACUCUGUUUCUAGGUUCCUCUUGUAUUUUAAAAAGUAAUAUGACAACUGUUUUCUAAUCAUAAAGCUAUUUACUAGACUCUCAACUGUACAGUUAAAUCAUAUUUUGAACUUUUCAAAGUUUAGGCACUAUAUUUUAGAAGCAUCCUUUUUUUCUU